Molecule: messenger RNA, 1126 nt
Organism: Elaeis guineensis (African oil palm)
Lineage: Eukaryota; Viridiplantae; Streptophyta; Magnoliopsida; Arecales; Arecaceae
Product: gibberellin 20-oxidase-like protein
Source: RefSeq, a predicted model, not a curated record
CUCCAAGAUGAUGCACGAAUCCCACCAAACUUCUAUGCAACUCCCUACCCUGGACAUCUCUCAACCCUUGCUACCAUCCAUGCUCUCCCCCCUCUCCGAAGCAUGCAGGGAAUGGGGCUUCUUCCACAUCACCAACCAUGGCAUCCCCAGAGACCUCUAUAACAGACUCCACGCGCUCUCCAACCAAGUCUUCAACAUCCCUUUAGAUACCAAACUUAGAAUAGGACCCUCGUCCAUCAUCAACACUUAUACUCCUCAUUUCAUAGCUUCCCCUUUCUUUGAAAGCCUCCGAGUUUCUGGUCCAAAUUACUUUGCCUCAGCGAAGGGGUCGGGUGAUCUCAUCUUUGAACCGCCUAAUGUUGAAUUCUGCAAUAUACUGCAAGAAUAUGGGGACAAGAUGGUCCAUUUAUCGAAGAGAAUAAUGGUGAUUGUCUUGAAGUGUUUAGGUGAUGGCUUCGAAACCAAGUACUAUGAAUCUGAAUUCAGUGCAUGUCAUGGAUAUUUAAGGAUAAACAACUACACACCACCUGAUGACAGCAGCUUAGAAGAGGUCGAAGGGCUCGGGAUGCACACAGACAUGAGCUGCAUAACAAUUUUAUAUCAAGACAUGAUUGGUGGACUUCAAGUAAGAUCGAAAGAAAGGGAAUGGAUGGACAUAAUGCCCAGUGAGGGGACGCUGGUGGUGAACAUUGGAGACCUGUUGCAAGCUUGGAGCAAUGGGUGUCUAAGAUCAUCGGAGCAUCGUGUCAUUUUGAAGCAGCCUGUCAACCGCUUUUCUCUGGCCUUCUUUUGGUGCUUCGAGGAUGAGAAGAUGGUAUCAGCACCUGAAGAUGUGGUGGGGGAAGCGAAGAGAAGGAUCUACAAACCAUUCAUUUGCCGAGAUUAUAUUAAAUUUCGGGAAAACAGUGUAGAAGGGAGGUUCGAUAAGGUCCAGUACACAGUGGACAACUUCGCCGCAGCCGAAAACGCAGAUUCUAAAGAGGCCGUGUUCAUAUGAUUCAUAUGUUUCUUGUAAACUAUUUGUAACACUAUAUGUUAAUAAUCUGAAGAUAUAUUGCUUGUUCUCAGUGAAGUUGUGGGGCUGUAUUACUGAAGUUGUUUGGAAUAAAUGGAUUGAAUUUGGCAA